Oryzias melastigma (Indian medaka) is the source of this 1932-nucleotide messenger RNA. It is a transcript of the gene fam3a, whose product is annotated as FAM3 metabolism regulating signaling molecule A. The record is from RefSeq and is a predicted model, not a curated record. Lineage: Eukaryota; Metazoa; Chordata; Actinopteri; Beloniformes; Adrianichthyidae. The coding region runs from base 319 to 1008 and encodes 229 amino acids. The transcript is spliced from 10 exons.
ACUCUGUUGUUAGUGUGGGUUUAGGUAUAUCCGGAAGACAAACAGAGAGAACCUAAGUUUAUUCCAUUCGUGACGAUCAGAUAUUGGGAACACAUUUAGCUUCAGACUUCCUUCUUACACUGAUAUUAUUUAAUCUAGGACAGCCCCAGUGAAGAAUCAGCGCAGGGAAAAAAAAGUAAAACAUUUUUUCUUGAACAAUUGUUGGACAGAGAGCUCGUGCUUUUGUAGCCACUUCCGUAGAAAUUUGGUUCCAAUAUAAAGGGCGACGAAAGGUUGAUUUACAGUGUGAAACGGCGAGGAGUUGGAAGGCAGUAGAUCAUGAGGUUGACAGGGCCCCUGCGAGUCGCAGCAGUGCUGCUUAUGGUUGGGCUUGUUUGGCUGCUGGUCAGCAACUUUUUAGGAGGAGACAGUUUACAUGUGCGGAAUAUCUUAAGUGGAGCAAGCCAGCAGCCGACGCCUGGUGAGCCGCGUCCCCGAAAGUUUAAAUGCGGACUUUCGGCUCCGUGUCCCCCCAAACACUUGGCCUUCCGUUUGGUGUCUGGUGCCGCAAACGUCAUAGCCCCCAAAGUUUGCUUAGAGGACCAGAUGUUAAUGAGCAGUGUAAAGAACAAUGUUGGGAGAGGAUUGAACAUAGCUUUAGUAAAUGGGGUUACAGGCGACCUUUUAGAAACGAGGACAUUUGAUAUGUGGGCAGGAGAUGUGGCUGAGCUGUUAAAGUUUCUCCGGCCGCUUCAUGAAGGAACUCUGGUCUUUGUGACCUCCUUUGAUGAUGCUGCAACAAAGAUGAACGAUGAGACGAGGCGGCUGUUCGAGGAGCUUGGCAGUACGGCAGUGAAAGAGCUGGCCUUCAGGGACAGCUGGGUGUUUGUAGGAGCCAAAGGAAUAGAAAAUAAAAGCCCCUUUGAGCAGCGAAUGAAGAACAGUAAGAACAGUAACAAGUAUGAAGGCUGGCCUGAGUCCCUGGAAAUGGAUGGCUGUAUUCCCCUGCGACCGCCCCUUGAACAUUAAUCCUGCUUUGUAGCUAUCGGUGGGGAAGAAGACUCGCUGACUGACUGCUGGACUGCCACACUGGCUACUGGAAGAUCUCCACAUAACACAUUGAUCUCCUUCCUGAAGACAAAUAUGAAGGUGGACUUCUGAAGUUGAAAGAAGAUUUUUAUCUAAUUGAGGGGAUUGUGACAAAAUGACCAAAGACGAAGCUUAGCAGGUGAAUCGACACUUCCAGAGCCAUCAUAGAAACUUGAAUCGAAUGGGAUUUGCUUCUUAUAAAAUACCUGUGGAGAGUGUGUGUAAGUGUGAGUGUGUGUGUUUUAAGUUUGAAUAGCAGACAAAAGCUAAAUGUUUGUAUGAUAAUGAGAAAUACACUUAAUUUAUUCCACAUAAACAUAAGGAAAUCUUUAAGCCACUCUUGAUAUUUGUAGAUCCCUGAGCACCGAGUCUGUGGAUAGAUUUGAUAUUUUAAUACUUUAUAUAUUUUCAUCAAUGCAUUAUAUAUUUCCUAAACACUUUGUCCAGAGUUAGCUCUCUUAAUAUCUAUAGAACAUUCACAACAGCUGUUUACGAUAUGCUUAUAGUUUUUUUGGAUGGAAUUUGAAAAACAAAACGCAAAAAAAAUAUUUAUUUUUAUAUUUUAUUGAAAAAAAAAAAAGCAUAAAAUUAUGCGUUCACCAAAAUGCCUUGAACAGUUUAUUAUCUUGUUUCAAGCCUGCAGACUAUUGUCUAAUUAUCGCUCUGGUAUAAAUGACACUUUCAUGUUUUUGUGUGUGUUUUUUUUUUCCUGAUUAAUGAAUGUAUUCACUUAGCCUAAUGUUUAAAAACAAUCUGAAUAAAAAGGUUUUAUCUGUUGUUUUUUUUUAAUGUUUGUAGCUUGUUAUUUUAUGUUUCAAAUGGGAGCCAAUAAAAGAUUGUAGAAACACACGAGGAUAAUAAAAA